Molecule: messenger RNA, 1280 nt
Organism: Boeremia exigua
Lineage: Eukaryota; Fungi; Ascomycota; Dothideomycetes; Pleosporales; Didymellaceae
Product: superoxide dismutase
Exons: 2
Coding region: 188-1009 (273 amino acids)
Biological process (GO): removal of superoxide radicals
Cellular component (GO): extracellular region
Molecular function (GO): superoxide dismutase activity; copper ion binding
Source: RefSeq, a predicted model, not a curated record
GUCAUACUCUGAUCGACCAACAGGUAAGAAUCGCGCCUUCCCCUUCACUUUCAUUUCGUUUGGUGAACCCUUGCUUUGUGUACCUGAAAACCUUCGCACCCAGCCUCGGCCGCUUUAUCUACCUUCGCUUGCUAAACAAUUUGGCAGUACCUCGCUCUUCACACAUCACUCACCACUUGCUCUCACUAUGCGUACACAAAUCCUCUCGCUCAUUGCUGCGACAUCGGCUGUCGCCGCCCAGUCCUCCACCAUUGUCGCUGCUCCUGUAGUCACCGGCAACACGAAGGGUGCAUCAUACGUUGCUACUCUGCCUGAGCAGCAGAAGUACACUGUUCGCGGCUCUGUUGCUGCAGUCUCCGCUGAGGAUGGCACCGGCGUCAAGUUCACAGUCUCGAUCUCUGGUCUUCCUGCCGAGGGCGGUCCCUUCAUGUACCACCUUCACGAGAAGCCCGUUCCUUCCGACGGCAACUGCACCGGCACUGGCGCUCAUCUUGACCCCUACAAGCGUGGCGAGGUCCCCAUCUGCGAUGCUAGCAAGCCUGAGACUUGCCAGACUGGUGACUUGAGCGGCAAGUUUGGCAACAUCACUGCACAGGAGUGGUCGCAAGAAUAUGUUGACCUGUACUCGUCCACUCGCCCGGAUAUCAACUCCUACUUCGGCAACCUCUCUGUCGUAGUUCACUUGUCCAACAAGACUCGCAUUGCCUGCGCCAACUUCACACAACUUUCGCCCGGCGAGCCCGCUGAGUACCCCACCUCCAGCAUCAACCUGAGCACUGGCAUCUCAUCCGGUUAUGCAAUCCCAACUGGCAGCGGUGGUAACAGCAGCGUUGGUUACAACAGCACUACUCCAUCCACGCCAUCUGGCACUGCAACUCCCACCACCGCGAUCCCAAUCUCGCCUAGCGCAGCCUCUAGCUCCGCACCCGCCUUCACAGACGCUGCACCCAAGCUGGUUAGUGGUGCUGCCGGCGCUAUCGUCGCUGUUGCCGCUGUUCUGCUACUCUGAGUGACGUGCCACACGGACAUUGUCUGACUUGGGGUAUAUUGACUGUGGCACCUCGAGAACUUAAUGUCUCGAUGGAGCUCGACUGUGCAUUUUGGCGUUCUGGGAUUAUCAUCGAUACCACUGAGCUGGGUAAGCUCCUUUCUUCUACAUGGCAGGCCUGCGUUACGGGCACUUUUCUUGUACAUUGUUCAUUUUCGAUUACAAUAAUUUGGGGGAUUGUGUAAUGGAGAUGAAACGUAGAUGCUAAAUUGAACAACGAUUCAACCUUCAA